This is a messenger RNA of Neolamprologus brichardi, 2674 nucleotides long. RefSeq names its product acylaminoacyl-peptide hydrolase 2 (gene apeh2). The record is from RefSeq and is a predicted model, not a curated record. NCBI's taxonomy places the organism in Eukaryota, Metazoa, Chordata, Actinopteri, Cichliformes, Cichlidae. Gene Ontology annotation, molecular function: serine-type endopeptidase activity. Gene Ontology annotation, biological process: proteolysis.
GGUCACUUUAGUUCUAAAAAAUUCUUCGCACUUUCAUGCAGACUGUAAAUGUUUCAACGGAUCUCUGCUGCCUCUCCGUGGUCAUUUCCCUCAACUACACCCCCCCAACCUGAGCCAAGUGGUAUCGCCCAUUCAUGAAUUCAACAUGGAGUCGCUGGUGCAGCGAAAAUCAUUCUUCUGACAUGUUGAGCUGCAGCCAAAGAAACGAUAUACAAACGUUAACAGAGCUGUGUGGAGGUACUCGUGAGUCGAACUGCAGUGAGCCUCAGACUUCAUAUAGUUUUAACAUUUAAUGCACGAUGUAUGACCGUGCAGCGACUGUUGAAGUUUCAGGGUUUAAGGCUUGACAGGAACUACGAGUGAACCGCGACAGCCUCUGAUGGAGCUCAGACAAAUCACCGGGGUGUACGGAGAGGUGAGCGGCCUGCCUGCGCCUGUUUCAGCCCAUGUGAGAGAGGAGCAGCUCCAGGAACCCCGGAUAUACACGGUGACAGCAGAGUGGAGUCAGAGCGAACUUGUCCGAUGCUCCAGACUCCGAUACUUGCAGGAGUUCACGCUGAUCUCGGAGAGCAACAAUCACAAGAGCAUCAGGACUGUUCUUCCACCAGGACCGUGUGUGUCUGUGUCCGGAGAGUUGUUGAGUGGAUUCUCUCCCAUUCGAGGCCUGAGAGCUGUUAUCAGAGAGACGAGCGGUCACCAGCUCCUCGAGAUAUGGAACUGCCACGGCCUCAGAAAAUGCCUCAACCUGACUGCUCUUAACAAACACGGCCGAGUGUAUGACGACGCCCAGUUUGGCUGCCUGUCAUGGUCAGAGUGUGAGAACAAACUGCUGUACGUAGCGGAGAGAAGCAAGAACGCAUCAGCCGAAACGCAAGAUGGGGGACACGCGUGGAGAAAGGACAGGAGUUUGUACUGUGAAGAUUGGGGGGAGGCCCUGACCAAUAGGAGCGAGCCGGCGAUUUGUGUGGUGGAUUUGGAGAUCGGCGCGGCCAGCGUGUUGGAGGGCGUUCCGCCUGAUGUUUCACCUGGACAGGCUCUGUGGGCUCCCGGCAGUCAGGCAGUGUUUUUCAUUGGCUGGUACCACGAACCCUUCAGACUCGGACUGAAGUUCUGCUCCAACCGCAGGUCAGCCUUGUUCAAGAUUGACCUGUGUGGACAUUGUGAACGUCUGUCGGGGGAAAACCUUUCAGUGUCCAAUCCCAGGCUAAGUCCUGAUGGGUCCACGCUGAUCUACCUGCAGGGUGCGGUGUUUGGUCCUCACAACCAGUGCCUCAGUCUGCAGCAGCUGGAUCUGGAAAGCGGGGAGACAUCUACGCUGCUGGAUGUUGUCAGCAGGCCACAAGCUGGUGAGUUUGCAGGCAUGUAUGAAGCGCUGCCGUCCUGCUGCUGGUCUGCAGACAGCCAGAGAGUAAUGUUCAGCAGCGCCUGCAGGAACUGGAAGGGUCUCUUCCUAGUUGACAGAAGAUCAAAGAUAGUCACCUCCCUCUCUGAUAACCUCUCGGAUUCUUCUUCCCAACUUUAUGGCAGCUGGAAACUGCUGACAGUCCAGAGAGACCUGAUGGUGGUCUGCUGCUCCAGCCCAAACACCCCUCCCACUCUGAGGGUGGGGUUUGUCCCGCGUGCAGGUGAGGCCGUGUCCUGGCAAACUCUGCAGGAACCCCUCAUGACCUUUGACUUCAGCUGGAAAGUUCUAGAUGUGACUCCUCCAUCGGACGAGGAGAACGCAAACUACCCUGGCUUAGACUUUGGUGCAGUCUUGGUUAAACCAUCUCGUCCCCUUGGUGAAACCAGGACACCUCUUGUGGUCUUCAUCCAUGGGGGCCCUCACUCUCAGUUCCCUGCAGAGUGGAACAGCACCACAGCUGGGCUGGCUAAACUCGGCUUUGCUCUGCUCAUGGUGAACUACAGGGGAUCCACGGGGUUCGGCCAGCACAGCAUUUUGUCACUGAUCGGUCAGAUCGGGAGCCAGGAUGUAAAAGAUGUGCAGAGGGCUGUGCUUACUGCGCUGGAGCGUGACCCGAACCUCGACCCCGAUCGCUUGGCUGCAAUAGGUGGUUCUCACGGCGGUUUCCUGGCCUGUCACCUGCUCGGUCAGUAUCCUGAGUCCUACAAAGUGUGCGCAGCCAGGAACCCUGUCAUUAAUGCUGCUACUCUACUGGGAACCAGUGAUAUAGUGGACUGGCGUUACACCAGUGCUGGGUUUCACUACUCGUACGACCAGAUACCCACUGCUGAGGCCCUGGCUGCUAUGUUACAGAAGUCACCCAUCGCACAUGCCGCCAAGAUCAAGGCUCCGGUGCUGCUGAUGCUGGGAGGCAGAGACAGGAGGGUGUCUCCACACCAGGGGAUGGAGCUUUAUAAAGCACUGAAGAGCCGAGGUUCACCUGUCAGGUUGCUGUGGUUUCCUGAAGAUGGACAUUCUCUGUCCAGAGUGGACACACAGGUUGACUGCUUCCUCAACACAGCGCUGUGGCUGCACCAGCAUCUCUGACCACGCACGCACACACACGCACGCACAGCCACGAGGCCGUUUUUGUUGUUUUUUUGCUUCAGCUCGACGCUCUGAGAAAAGUGGUAGAAAUCUGGUUUUUGAUCAAAGCUGAGAAUCUUAAACAUCGCAGACUUUUUCAUAACUAAACAACGCUUUUUGAGGUAAAGUUAAAAAAAAAAAAAA